AUGCCGGGGCAAUGGCGCCCCGGCAAGCGGGUUGCAAUCAUUGGCGGUGGUCCCGGCGGGAUUUCCACAGCACUUGCCUUUCGCAAACGCGGUUACGAUGUCCGAGUCUUUGAACGGCAGUCAGAAUUUAAGGCCAUUGGUGGCGCAGUCCUGCUGUCUACGCCAGUGCUAGCAGUUCUACGCUCAUUCGGGAUAGGUCUUAGCAAUGUAGGAUCCUAUACGACAACUACUUUUAACAACGAUCGUGGAUUGGAGCGUGUCAAAUUGCCAUUCAACCCCGAAGUUGAGAGACGUAUGGGGAUCAAAGGUUGGCAUUACGGUGUCUUACGCUCAUCAAUAUUUAAGAAGAUGCUUGACCUGAUUCCUGACACGGAAGACAUUCUUUUUCCCCAUCACGAAUUUGCUUCUUACACUGAUCUUCAAGAUGCUAUUGAAGUCACCUUCAAAAAUGGAAACAAAAUUACUGCCGAUAUUGUCGUUGGCGCGGAUGGAAUUCGCUCAGGUGUCUCAAAGCAAGCAUUUGGUGACCCUAACCUGUUCCAUACAGGUAUUCGCCUCUGGCUUGCAUGGUGCGAUCAAAUCCCUGGCAUCACCGAGAAUACUGGCAUGAUAUCGCAUAGCUCGCAGUAUCAAGCAAGUUAUUUUCCAAUGCUUCAUGAUGGUAAGCCUGGCUUUGAAUGGUGGGUUGUGGAACCUUCCUGGGAGGGUAAGCCAUUACCAGAAGAUCCGAAGGCGCAUUUGCAAAAGAUCCUGGAAAAUUGGACUGAACCUAUGCCUCGCUUUCUUGAUGCCACGAAUUUUGACGAACAGGUUUACAGAUGGGAGAUCUAUAACCGGCCGUCAAUGACGAAGUGGUCAUCUGGGCGUAUAGUGUGCGUGGGUGAUGCUGUCCAUCCAGUCUCGCCAUAUGCUGCAUAUGGAAUGGGAAUGGCUAUUGAAGAUGGGUAUUAUCUUGCUAGAUCUUUAGAUGGGGUUGAUCUGCAAGAUAUUCGCGCUGUGAAUGCUGGGUUUGAGCUAUACGAAAAACAGCGAGUUGACUAUGUUAAUCACAACAUGGAAUUCGCUCGCUUCCUCGGGAGAAUGUUCCACUCGUUACCCUGGCCGAUUUCUAAGCUUCGAGAUAUGAUAUUUGAUUAUACACCCUUCCUUGGCCAUUUCAUGCUAAAGGGCUAUCUUCAGAAGUCAGAAGAGGAAACAAUUAACCUGAAGGAGCUUCAAGUGGUAUAG
Penicillium macrosclerotiorum is the source of this 1227-nucleotide messenger RNA. Its product is annotated as FAD-dependent oxidoreductase. Gene Ontology annotation, molecular function: FAD binding. The transcript has a single exon. The record is from RefSeq and is a predicted model, not a curated record. NCBI's taxonomy places the organism in Eukaryota, Fungi, Ascomycota, Eurotiomycetes, Eurotiales, Aspergillaceae. The coding region runs from base 1 to 1227 and encodes 408 amino acids.